ACCGGUUUCUUCUCGGUUCCAGCGGCGAUUAAGGGCCGUGGUGCAGUUGAAAAUUUUCAAUCGCCCGUCCAAUGAUCCAAACACAGUUCGUCGGUGUGAAAUAUUUUUAAUUGCGCCGCACUGGUCCUAAAAGGCGGAAUCAAAUGGGCCCUUAAACAUCGAAGAAAUAAUACUGCUGAUUUGAUGUUACACGAGUACGAUGUUCCCGUUCGAAUCUAUUACAGCGAGAACUGACAAAAUAGAACCAAACUCUUUAAAACAAAGUCCAGUCAAACCGCAAAAAAAAAGACAAUGCCACCAUUGCCAUGAACUUACUACGAGACCCGACGAGCGCGGCGGCAACAUUCAAACCAGAAUCCAACUCCGACCCACGAAUCCUCCAUGCACAAGCUCUGAAAUCCCCACGCAUUGAUCGUUCCAUUUACAACAAUCUAAUCACUCUCUACUCUAAAAACAACCUUCUUGAUUUCUCUCUUCGUCUCUUCAAUCAAAUCCCAUCACCCAAGAUCGUCUCAUGGACUUCCCUUAUCUCUGCUUACUCCAAUUGCCCACUCUCCCUCAAUUUUUUCCUUUCCAUGCUUCGCCACCCUAUCCUGCCCAACCAACGGACCUUAGCCUCGCUUUUCAAAACCUGCGUUUCCCUCCCUCGUUGUCUGUUCUUCGGCCUUUCAUUACACGCUCUUUCCUUUAAGCUUUCUCUCAAUGCCCAACCUUUUUCUGGCUCUGCAUUGAUUAAUUUUUACUCCAAAUAUCGGCUUCCAGUGUAUGCGAGGAAAGUGUUCGAUGAAAUGCCUGAACGAGAUGAAGUUUGUUAUGCCGCGGUGAUUGUUGGGUUGGUGCAGAAUUCUAAACCACUUGAAUCUUUAUCUUUGUUUGCUGUGAUGAAAUCCUGCAAUGUGGGUUCUACCAUGCAUAGUGUUUCCGGGGCGUUACGAGCAGUGGCUGAUUUGGCAGCCUUGGAGCAAUGCAGGAUGAUUCAUGGGCACGCGGUGGUUACUGGGUUUGAUAAGAAUGUGAUUGUGGGCUGUGCUUUGGUUGAUGGGUAUGGAAAAGCAGGGUUUGUUUCUGAUGCAAGAAAGGUUUUUGAUGAGAAUAUUGAGGUGCUGAAUAUUGUAGGUUGGAAUGCUUUGAUGGCAGGUUAUGCACAACAAGGCGAUAAGAAUUCGGUGGUUGAGUUGUUUCGAUUGAUGGAGAAUGGAGGGUUUGUGCCAGAUGAGUAUAGCUAUUUAGCUGUGCUUUCGGGUUUUUACAAUGCUGGUUUGGUUGGUGAGGCAGAGAUGUGGUUGAAGAGGAUGAAAGUGGAGUCUGGCAUAGAACCUUGGCUUGAGCAUUAUACGUGUUUGAUAGGUGCGUUGGGGAGAGCAGGGCGGUUGGAGGAUGCAGAGAGGAUCGCAAUGACAAUGCCCGUUAAGCCUGAUGCUGCAGUGUGGAGAUCACUGUUGUCAAGUUGUGCUCACCAUGGUGCAGCAGAUAUGGCUUUGAGGAUGGCAAGGAGAUUAUUGGAGUUGGAUCCUAAUGACGAUUCAGCUUAUGCAAUAGCUGCAAAUGUCUUAUCAGUUGCGGGAAGAUGGAUUGAGGUUGCAGAAAUGAGGAAGUUGAUGAAAUAUCGGAGAGUGAAAAAAGAGGCCGGGAAGAGUUGGAUCGAAAUCAAGGGGAAUGUUCAUGUGUUCUGGGCAGGGGAUAGGAAGCAUGAGAGAACUGAAGAAAUUUACGCAAAGUUGGCCGAGUUGAUGAAAGAGAUUGAAAAACUAGGGUACAAGCCUGUCUGGGACGAGAUGUUGCAUGAAGUAGGAGAAAGGGAGAAAAGAGAAGCCCUUUGGUAUCAUAGUGAGAAAUUGGCUUUAGCUUAUGGGAUAGUGAGUGGAGCAGCACCACCAGGUAAGCCUUUGAGGAUCGUAAAGAAUCUGCGGAUCUGCAAGGACUGUCAUGAGGCUUUUAAGUACAUAAGCAGAUUGCUAGAAAGGGAGAUCAUUGUAAGGGAUGUUAACAGAUACCAUAAGUUUUUGAAUGGUAGUUGUAGUUGUGGAGAUACUUGGUAACUUAUAAAAGUCAUCCCAUUUUUUCUCAACCAACCAUUUGGAACUUGUUUAAGCUUACUCUGUAUCUAGUACCGAAUCAAAUUUAUG
Messenger RNA from Durio zibethinus, 2126 nucleotides. NCBI's taxonomy places the organism in Eukaryota, Viridiplantae, Streptophyta, Magnoliopsida, Malvales, Malvaceae. The record is from RefSeq and is a predicted model, not a curated record.